Messenger RNA from Marmota monax (woodchuck), 1886 nucleotides. It is a transcript of the gene Cdk5rap3, whose product is annotated as CDK5 regulatory subunit associated protein 3. Bases 65 to 1627 code for a protein of 520 amino acids. Gene Ontology annotation, biological process: regulation of cyclin-dependent protein serine/threonine kinase activity; regulation of mitotic cell cycle. NCBI's taxonomy places the organism in Eukaryota, Metazoa, Chordata, Mammalia, Rodentia, Sciuridae. Gene Ontology annotation, cellular component: endomembrane system. The record is from RefSeq and is a predicted model, not a curated record. The transcript is spliced from 14 exons.
CUACGUGGCCGAAGUAGGCCCGUUUGCGCCUAAACUGAGACUUAGUUACACCCGCACUGGAUUGAUGGUGAGGCGGAGAGGGGCGGGGUCUCCGGCCGGAAGCGGAAGUGAAGGAAGGAUGCAGGAUCAUCAGCACUUGCCCAUCGACAUCCAGACCAGCAAACUGCUCGACUGGCUGGUGGAUAGAAGGCACUGCAACCUGAAAUGGCAGAGUCUGGUGUUGACGAUUCGAGAGAAGAUCAAUGCUGCCAUCCAGGACAUGCCAGAGAGCGAAGAGAUCGCCCAGCUGCUCUCUGGGUCCUACAUUCACUAUUUCCACUGCCUGAGAAUUGUGGACCUUCUCAAAGGCACUGAGGCUUCCACAAAAAACAUUUUUGGCCGGUACUCUUCACAGCGGAUGAAGGAUUGGCAAGAAAUCGUAGCCCUGUAUGAGAAGGACAAUACCUACUUAGUGGAACUUUCUAGCCUCCUGGUUCGGAAUGUCAACUACGAGAUCCCCUCGCUGAAGAAGCAGAUUGCUAAGUGCCAGCAAUUGCAACAAGAAUACAGCCGCAAAGAGGAGGAGGGCCAGGCAGGGGCUGCUGAGAUGCGUGAGCAGUUCUAUCAUUCCUGCAAACAGUAUGGCAUCACGGGAGACAAUGUCCGAAGAGAAUUGCUGGCCCUGGUGAAGGACCUGCCAAGUCAGCUGACUGAGAUUGGGGCAGGGGCUCAGUCCCUGGGGGAAGCCAUCGACCUGUACCAGGCCUGUGUAGAGUUUGUGUGUGAAAGCCCUACAGAGCAGGUGUUGCCGAUGCUGCGGUACGUGCAGAAACGGGGAAACUCAACUGUGUAUGAAUGGAGGACGGGAACAGAGCCGUCUGUGGUAGAGCGGCCAUGCCUGGAGGAGCCUCCUGAGCAAUUGGAAGAAGAUGCGAUUGACUGGGGCGACUUUGGGAUGGAGACAGUUUCCAAUGCCGGCAUCUCUGCUGAAGUCUCUGGAAUCGACUGGGGCAUCUCCCUGGAAUCUGAGUCAAAGGAUGCUGGAGUUGAGGGGAUAGACUGGGGAGAUGAUGCUACUGCUUGGCAGAUCACAGUGCUUGAAGCAGGAACCCAGGCUCCAGAAGGUGUUGCUAGAGGCCCAGAUGCUCUGACACUUCUUGAAUACCCUGAGACCCGGAAUCAGUUCAUUGAUGAGCUCAUGGAGCUCGAGAUCUUCUUGUCCCAGAGAGCAGUGGAGAUGAGUGAGGAGGCCGACAUCCUGUCCGUGAGCCAGUUUCAGUUGGCUCCCGCCAUUCUACAGGGCCAGACCAAAGAAAAGAUGGUCACCAUGGUGUCCACACUGCAGGAUCUGAUUGGUCGGCUCACCAGUCUUCAAAUGCAACACCUGUUUAUGAUUCUGGCCUCACCAAGGUAUGUGGACCGAGUGACAGAAUUCCUCCAGCAAAAACUAAAACAGUCCCAGCUGUUGGCUUUGAAGAAAGAGCUGAUGGUGCAGAAGCAGCAGGAGGCACUUCAGGAGCAGGCAGCGCUGGAGCCCAAGCUGGACCUGCUAUUGGAGAAGACCAAGGAGCUGCAGAAGCUGAUUGAAGCUGACAUCUCCAAGAGGUACAGCGGGCGCCCUGUGAACCUGAUGGGAACCUCUGUCUGACGUUCUCCCUCUGUGUUCUUGCCUGUCCAUCUCCCCAGCCUCAGGUGGAGGUGGGACUGCCGGGGCUGAUGUUGUGAAGCCCUUCCCCUCAAGAAGCCAGGCAGGCUGGAGGACAGAGAGCCAGAGGAAGGAACCAUCCCCUGGAUGGGGACCUGGCACUCUGCAAGAAACUGUUUGGCUUGGCCCUGUGGCCUAUCAGCCUGAACCACAGCUGCUGCUUGUAGUUAGUUGAAUUGGACUUAAUAAAAGAGCAAAAGCC